Messenger RNA from Carlito syrichta (Philippine tarsier), 1173 nucleotides. It is a transcript of the gene CUNH1orf141, whose product is annotated as chromosome unknown C1orf141 homolog. The record is from RefSeq and is a predicted model, not a curated record. Lineage: Eukaryota; Metazoa; Chordata; Mammalia; Primates; Tarsiidae. The coding region runs from base 1 to 1173 and encodes 390 amino acids. The transcript is spliced from 6 exons.
AUGGCAGAAAAAAUCUUGGAGAAGUUAGAGGCCUUCGACAAGCAAGCAAAGAUAAUCACAGCCAACAGAGCCAAGAAAAACAGGCUUCAGAGUAAAGGAAGAAAAAAGACUUUGGUGACACCCCUGACAUUUGAUUUUCAACUGGAAUUUGAAGAGGCUGUUACCCCCACAUCUAAGGCAGCAUCAAAGAUCACAGAAGACAAACCGUGUGGCACCACAAAAUCAAAAAAGCAUCUCUCUUUCAAAUGCGAGCCUGAACCUAGAAUGAGUGAUUUUAAAAAGUCAAAUUUAAAACCCCACUUUGUUCAAAUAAAUAUAAAGAAACAAAAAAGUAAGUCAACAGCUGAAAUUGAAAAAAAACUCGGGGAAUCAUUGGAUUCUACUGACCACUUAGAAGAUUAUGUAAAUAAAAGAAAAAAAUCUUCACAGAUGAAUGAUUGUAAUAUAAAAGAAGAUGAAUCGGUCAAAAAUGAUCAAUUAAGUGAGUAUAGUUUGGUGAGAAAGAAAAGCCUGCUCCCUUUGUGCUUUGAGGAUGAAUUGAAAAAUCCAGAUACCAAGAUAAUCAACGCUAGUCCGACAAAGACAGUGACUUCUCACUUGGAACAAAAAGGCACAAACCCCGUAAUUUUCCAUGACACAGAAUAUGUACAGAUGUUACUUUUGAGAAAAUACAAGCUUGCUCCCUAUUCUUUGGAAAAUGAAAACAAUUACCCAUGUAAAAGAACAAAUGUUGUUUUAGAAAGAAAUCGCGAAAUCUUCAAAUCUUUAAUUGGUGAUAAAUCUAUCACUUUUUCCAAACUGAAAAAUACUAUGCCUACAGCAAGGAGAAAAGAUAUACAAACCAUAUCUUUUGAAGCGGGCCACAGAAUUGUAGGUGAUAAUCUAAAGAAAAAAAUGAACAAGCAGACAUUAGAAAACAAAUCUUGGAAUACACGCUAUAAUUUUUCCAGCCUAACAAGAAAAUUUAUAGAUUACCCUGGUAAAACUGUUAUUCAAGAAACGAGUGAUAAAACUGAAAAAUUUGAAAGAAAGUUUUCUACAGUGAAACCAGUGAGCACACACAAACAUAGUGCCUCCCCUGUCAAAUAUUACUCAAAGUCUUUUAAAAAUAUACAUAAAUUAAAUAAUGUAACACCACUAGAUAAUUUGUUAAGCACAUCAAGUGAAAAUUAA